Molecule: messenger RNA, 1116 nt
Organism: Penicillium brasilianum
Lineage: Eukaryota; Fungi; Ascomycota; Eurotiomycetes; Eurotiales; Aspergillaceae
Source: the annotation of a GenBank genome assembly
AUGACUAUGUUAGAAGAUGGAAAAGUCUCAGAGGCUCAAGUUGAGCCAGUCGAGUCUCAUAAGCAGAUGUUGAACAGCAUCGACGAUGAUCCAGUCUACUCUUAUCGUGAGCAGCGCAAAAUCAUUCGUCGAAUUGAUGUUCGUCUGAUUGUGAUGCUUGGUUUUCUCCACACUGUCUCCCUUAUUGACCGGGGCAAUCUGGGUACUGCAUCUGUAGCUGGGAUGGAUAAAGAGCUUCGUCUCAAGGGAACGCAAUAUAGCACAAUCGCAGUGGCAUUCUUCCCUCCUUAUAUUUGCCUUCAAAUAUUUGGCCCCAUUUUAGUUCGCCAGAUUGGUCCGACUCGGUAUCUCUCGGGUGUUUGUUUCCUGUGGGGAACUGUUAUGCUUUCUGCUGGCUUUGUCAAAAAAUGGACUGAAAUGGUUGGAAUCCGUGUGAUCAUUGGGGCCCUUGAGGCUGGCUUCUUCCCUGCUUCGGUGUACUUGAUAUCCACCUGGUACACACGAUAUGACAUCCAGAAGCGAUAUGCUAUUUUCUACCUUCUUGGAUGUGUGGCCUCGGCCUUCACCGGUAUCUUGUCAUACGGUAUUACUUUUAUGAACGGUCUUGGAGGCCUCACUGCGUGGCGAUGGAUCUAUGUCAUCCAGGGUCUCUUAACUUGUGUCGUGGCCACCAUUGGCUACUUUGUCUUGAUCGAUUUCCCGGACCGCAUGAAAGAAAACAAACAAAAGUUUCUAUCCGAGGGUGAAUAUGAAUUUAUCAUCCGACGCAUCACCAAGGAUCGAGCCGAUGUGACCGUUGAGCCCUUCAACUUGAAAAAGUAUCUUAGCGCUGGGCUAGACAUCAAUAUUUGGGCUUUCGGGUUCAUCUAUUAUUCUACCACCACAACCGCCUACGCCAUAUCGUAUUUCCUGCCCAUUAUUUAUCGUCAAGGCAUGGGAUUCUCCAUGGGUGCUUCUCUGUGUUUAUUUGCGCCUCCAUAUGCUGCCGCGGGCAUCCUUAUGUACGCCACUUCCUGGAUUGGCGAUCGAUACCACAUUCGGGGCCCUAUCUUGAUAUUCAACGCGAUGCUUACCAUAAUUGGUCUGCCCUUGAUGGUCGGUGUAUUUCCAAAUUAA